CCUACAAACAGAACAGUAACACAGCAUUCGAUAUACAGAAGAUGAACCUCCAUGUGGUUUUCAUUGGUGUGUUUGGAUGUGUAUUAGUCAUCGGUCUAUCAGAAGCAGAACAGAAAACCAUAAUAUUAACUCAGUCCAAGGCAGAGAUUCAUCUCACAGAAUGGAUUGAAAAAGAUAUUCAGCAGUUAAACUACUCCAUACUGCUGCCUGAAGGAUUCCAGACUGCUCUGAUAAAUAGUUCAGACCCAGAUGUAACUAUAACAGAAGAUGGACACAUUGAGAUUAAAGCACCCCAUCCUGAGACACAGCAUCUGAUUAUAGCCAUACAGGACCUCCGGAAUUCUACAAACCCCAACAUCACCCAACUCUGUCCUACAUUUUACACAGACAUUAAUCUCCAUAUCACACAGAGGAAAAUUACAGGGUUGUGUCAAGAUCCACCAACUCUGAAGAAACCUAUAGACUACAUCUCUCUGACAUUUGGCAAACUUUUUCACAUGAAGCUGGAUCCAGAAUAUUUCUUUGAUGCAGAAGAUGGAGACGCAAGACAGUUAACUGUUACCAUGACAACAGGUUAUGGUAAUCCGUUACCUAGCAACCAUUGGGUACAAUAUGAUUCUACAGACCAGGUGAUUUAUGGCUUAGUUUUGAAUGAGUCAGCUGUUAGGAAUGAAGUAUUACUGGUGGUGGCCGAGGAUUCUUGUGGGCAGUCUACCCAUGAUGCAGUUGGAGUUGAGAUAUCUGGGAAGUUUAAUGAAGAGUACGCCAGUACCAAGCAUGGAUUUCUGGUGCAUUUUUCGGAUGACCCCAUUUGUCCAGUAAAAGAUCUGAAAAACUUGUAUGUUUUUGUCAAGGAACUUAAAAUCUGGUUCAACAACAGCAGGGAAAUAUUUAUUACUAAAAGAGAAAAUUGUUCACUUGUAUUGUUACUGGCAGAGGACAGAGAUACACUUUCAGAGGAUAUGACUGCUGAAGCAAGAACAAUUUUUGAUGAGAAGGGAGAACUUAUCAAAGAAUUUUCAUGCUUCUUUAUGCCAGGGUUCAGGAUUACAAAAUUUGAACAUUUCAUGAAAAAUCAUUCAUUACUGGAAGAAGACACUGAUAUUCCAUUGAUUCCAUUUAAAUCGGACAUCAAUCUUUGGUUUGAAAUAGUGCUCCCUGUUAUAAUCAUACUCUCUAUCCUCCUUGUGUUGAUAAUCAUUGUAUAUAUAUGUUGUACAAGGAAGAAGAAGUUGUACUUACUACACUCAGAGAAGCCCACUUUUCUGGAGGAGAGGAGACCUGUCAUUUUUCAGACUGAGGUCCCAGUGGAGGACCCCUCCCUGUGUCCAAGGAACCCUACCAUUUUGUCACAUUAUGAUGAACUCCCUUCAUCUGAGGUGGAACUGAUCGAUCAAAGGUCACUUCCUUCCACCCCUAACUACACCCCAACUAGUACCCAGCCACCUCCUGCCUAUAGGGUACCCCCUCCCUACACCAAUAAUCACCAGUACUGGUAAUGCUAACUCAAUACCCAAUCACCCCUGCCUAUAGGAUACCCCCUCUCUACACCAAUUAUGAUCAGUACUAGUAAUGCUAAGUCAUUACCCAGUCUCCCCUUGCCUAUAGGGUACCCCCUCCCUACACCAAUAAUCAUCAGUACUGGUAAUGCUACUUAUACCCAGCCCUUUCCAAACCCAUUGCCUAUAAGGUACUCCUCUAUACUGCAACAAUUAUCAGUUCUGAUAAUGCUAAAUCAAUACUCAUCAUAACCGUGGCAUGGUAACACAUUCAUACAUCAUGAAUUCCAUAUUUACACACUUCACAUAGUGCCAAGGUACCAGACCCUUUAGGUUCUCCCUCCUGGUAUCACAAAUCACCACAACUUAAAAUUUAAAUGACAACUGAUUAUUUGUUCAAUAAUCCUUCAAGCUGAAGAAGGACCCCCUUCUGUAUAGACCACUAAACAAGAGAAUUGAAAAUUUUCAGAGAUGAUAUCUUACAUCAGCCUUUAGAGUCAUGCAUGAGCCCUGUAUUCAUACUUUCCUGUGUUUAUUCUUUCUUUCUGUGUCAAAUGAUAUUUUACAGCAGUAUUCUUCUUCAUUCGUUGCAUAUGAAUAAUUAUAUGUCGACUGUUUGCCACCUAUAUUAAAUAAAUUUCAUCAAACAUUCCAUCUGUCAUAUUCCUACUUUAUUAUACCCUGUUCCAAAGGAGUGGGGGUAUACUGUUUUACCCC
Messenger RNA from Saccostrea echinata, 2216 nucleotides. RefSeq names its product dystroglycan 1-like. The record is from RefSeq and is a predicted model, not a curated record. Gene Ontology annotation, cellular component: sarcolemma; dystroglycan complex. Gene Ontology annotation, biological process: axon guidance; muscle attachment; morphogenesis of an epithelium. Lineage: Eukaryota; Metazoa; Mollusca; Bivalvia; Ostreida; Ostreidae. The transcript has 4 exons. Gene Ontology annotation, molecular function: calcium ion binding; laminin binding. Bases 42 to 1499 code for a protein of 485 amino acids.